ACAUGUUGUAUUAAAACCAUCUAGUGUAGUACUACAGAACUUCUGAUCAAACGGAGCAAGAAUAGUGAAUUGAGCAGAAUAACAUGAAUUUAUUUUAUUUCUUUGGGUUAUCAUUAGCUGCUUACAACUUAUAAUUUCUCAAAAUAACAAUUAUUAGAAAUUCAAACUAUUUAUAACAGUAGAAUUGAAUAUGUAUCAUCAUGGUUGAUUAGCGAUUCGAAUAAAUGUUAUGAGAUUGGAGAAAUAUGAUGAGUGUUGUACACAAAUAUAUGUGAGAGAAGAUUUUGAAUCAUCAGUGACAAGACAUCAUAGAACUAGAACAAUGAAUUGAUUAUGUGUUGAAGUAACUGAACACAAAUUGACAGCAAUUAGGAAUAGUACGAGUUGAGAUCAGUCAUUCAAAAGUGACGGAAGUGGUGCAAUUAAAACUAGAAGAAUUGGGACAGUGAUGUAAUAACCUGACGAUGAAGCCACUAUACUAAGGAGAGAUUUGUUACUGUUUACUUAUGGCUUAAGAAUUUUGAUGACUAAUGUGAUGCCGUACAAUGACCCAAUAAAUGUAGAUGACUUUAAGCAACCAAUACGCAGCAAGGACGAGAAAGACUGAUACUCUUUGCCUCAAGGUUGGCCCAUGCUAACUAGCCCCGAACAAAGAACUGAAGACUAAUGUUCACGACUCCAAGAUCGUUAUUUAAUUCCAGAUAUUCAUUUGUAUACAUAUAAGACCAGAAUACGCAGCAGACCAGUUGGGUUACAGUAUUAACACGGAACAGCAGCACUAAUGAUGGGAAAACGGAAUACUAGGUGCACAAAUGAUCGGUCCUAGUUUAUGAGUGGAAAAUGCUAUGGCAGCAAAUUACGGCUCAACUAAAAGUUUAUAUUUAGGAUAAUAAGGAAAUAAUAAAGCAAAAAUACCUAAUAAACAUGCAGUCAAUAUAUUUUCUACCUCAUAGUUAAGCUGUCUUCAACAACAACUACGGCUCAGAUGGUGUUAAGAAAAAUAGAGUUUGAUUAUCGAUUGAUGACUGAGAUAUCGCAAUAUAUCAACGUGAUGUCCUGUAUCAAAGAGAUGUCUCGAAAUGGCAUUGCUUAAAGCCGUUAGUAUCACUGAGCUAUUGCUUUAUGAAAUAUGUUCUUAGAGUUAAAAAGGGUCUUUUUUCUGUCGUAUCAAUUCAUUUGGUUUCACAGACACGUGUGUGUUUCCGUAUUUGACAGUAACAUGGAUGGAGUACCUGUCAGACUUUGGACGCAGUAAAAGACAUAUUGUUUUGUACAAGAUAAUCAGCUUGGCUACAAAAAGCAUGCUGUUCACUAUGGCUUUUUUUCGACUUACUGUUGCGGUUACAUUGUCACCAUUGAAAUUUAAAAUGGACAAAAGUAGAUAUCUUCUUGACUGUGGUUUCUUAAAGUCAUUUUUUUAAAUACUGGGUGUAUUCCCCUGAUAUUGCCAUUUAACUAUAAGUUUACGUUACAUCACACAACCAAUUUGUUGAAAGAAACUAAUUCCCCUAACUUCACAUUAUAGUGUUUUGUACAGAAUAACAUGACAGAAAAAUACUAAAUGGGAGUGAUUUUUAUCAUUUCUCUUCAUUCCUUGCCAUAGUAGUUAUUGUUUGUAGGAUUUUAAAAAAGCAUGUAUCAUCUCUACUUGUGUUUAUCAAUCAUUUACGAGUUUAAGCAUUCGUACCAUUCAUACUGAAUAUAAGGUCGUUAUGAAAGUAGCAAAUUAUGUCAGUAACAUCGUACAGUAUGUAGUGCUGUCUCAUCACGAUUCUUAUGUAAUAAACUUUCAUCUAACUAUACUCUAACAAACAAUCUAAUCAAUUUAUUACAACUGACUGACCAUAGAUGAAUCUAUUCACUAUAAUAUGUAUCUAGAAAUAGAUUUUGUACAUGAAUUCAACAGUUAUUCAAUUCUUUAUCUUGUUUUUAAUUUGUGUAGAACUAACCUAACAUCAAAUAUGAAUUUAGAAUGAUCAAGAUGAUCUUCAAUUUUGUAAAUGAUUUAAAGAACUACUCUCAAGUAGUGUAAAAUUUAAAACAAAACAUUUUCGAUCAGAUUCUUUUCUUCAUGUGUUAUUUCAACUGGCAAUCGAUAGAAAAUAACUAAUGAUAUGUCUGAUUAUUUUUCAUCUAUGACAGCCAAAACUGGUGAAACAUCUAGGAGUAUUCACACUGACAAUUAUUUGUCAUACCGAACUAGUUGUGAAUAUAUUGGCAAGUGUUUGUAUUUUUCUAUUGUUGAUAUUCACGACUCCGGUUGAUUAUCUUCUGUUAGUAUAAGCUCAUUGAUUCAGGAUAUCUUCGAUAUAUAUACAGGGGAUGAAACGUAUAUCAUGGAUUACGAUGUUAGAUACCUACCCAGUCACCUACAAGCAUUUUUAAGCAUAGAUGGAUAGUGUCCAGUAGUGGAAUCUAAGACACGUAACUCGUCCUUUUUUGAGCUUGUCACAUUGAUUUACCUGAUCUCAUCAUUGGUUUCCACUCCGGGAUUCCGAGUAGCUUGAUAAAAAAAGUACUGGGAUGAGCAUCUACAUGGAUGCCAGCGUAUCUGACUGACAAGUCUCAAACAGAACAAAAUGCUCAUCUUGGAUUCCACUUUCAGCCACUGUCCAUUUCUCCUCAUAAAUAUUUCCAAAAAUAUUUAUAUUAUAAAACGUAGGGUUAUAAACUCUUUAACAUUAAUAAGACUAGUGUUUACCUGAUUUUGGAAAUCUGUGGAAGAGUUGGUUAAAAUCUUCACUUUUCAAAACACUGGUUAUUUCUUCACGUCACAUCAAAAUUUAAUAUACUAUUUACAUAAUGCCUGAAUCACCUCAUUUUCAUGAUGUUUGCCAGAAAAAGAAUGUAUUCGUUUUAUCAACCAGACAUUCAUUUCUACCAAUAAAUUGCAAACCAUUAAUUACAGUCACAGAAAUUAUUGGUUCCGAACUUCGCUUACAUUUCUUUUUACUUCAUUUAAACGAUUGUGUAGACAUUUCCAGCAACAAACCGAUACCUUGGAUCGUUAAAAUCAAUCUUUAUUCAUACUGUAAAGCAAAAAAGUUAUCAUCAGAAAUAAGUGAUUAUGUAUUUGCCUUACAUGUGAAUUUCAGAGCAAACAUUGAAUUUAUGACAUUGAAUUCAGUAUUUUCAGCUGACGAUAUCUGA
Messenger RNA from Schistosoma haematobium, 3150 nucleotides. RefSeq lists its product as uncharacterized. Lineage: Eukaryota; Metazoa; Platyhelminthes; Trematoda; Strigeidida; Schistosomatidae. The transcript is spliced from 4 exons. The record is from RefSeq and is a predicted model, not a curated record. Bases 2803 to 3150 code for a protein of 115 amino acids.